AUGGCGUUUUUCCACCACAGCCACGAAAGUGAAGAAGAGACCUCCGACCGUCGCCGCAGCAGCAGCAACUCUCUCCGCGACCUCCAAGCUCGAGCGUACGCCAAGUGGGUUGUGGCAGGAACAGUGAAGAAGAGCAGCAACCAGCACGCCGGCUUCGAGGCCGAACGGUCUCGACGGCAUUUUUGGCAGGAGGAGGCUGCCCGGUUUGGCAUCGUGAUGAGAACAUGA
Messenger RNA from Fonsecaea pedrosoi CBS 271.37, 228 nucleotides. RefSeq lists its product as uncharacterized. The transcript has a single exon. NCBI's taxonomy places the organism in Eukaryota, Fungi, Ascomycota, Eurotiomycetes, Chaetothyriales, Herpotrichiellaceae. The coding region runs from base 1 to 228 and encodes 75 amino acids. The record is from RefSeq and is a predicted model, not a curated record.